AUGACCAAAAUACUAAUUCUUUCUUUUUCUUUAUCCAGCUAUAUAUUCUCUAUCUAUCUCUCUUUUUUUUUUAUAUACAUAUUUUUUUUUUCAUUCAAUAAUCAUUAUUUUUCUCAUUUGUUUUCUUUUCAGUCGGCCUUGUCUGAUGCUCCUCCUACCCUCCUAAUAGCCUAUUCACCCUCUCUCGCUUUCCUUUUUCUCCCUCUGUUACUUUGUAUAGCUCCUCCUCAUUCAGUUUCUCUCCUCCUACCCAUGCCCACCUUAGUGUUUUCCGUAACCUCGUGUUCGGAUUGUAACCCAGAUCCGAGCAAUGCCCCGGUCGAUCGCCCGCCUUCAUCAUCCGACCAAUUUUUUUUAUCUUCCUCAUCACAUCCUUUUAGUUCUGACAAUAAAAAUAAGUUGCGCAUGUUUUCCUGCUCUCUCUCUCUCUCUCUCUCUCUCUCAAACAUACGUACCAAAGUAUCCCUCAAACAGUACAUUUUCUUUUACCCCCCCCCCACAAUAGCCUUUCUUAGUUUCUUUGUCUCUCUCCGCACAAUUACUUGUAUUUCCACUUACAAACUCUUCUUUCUCUUUCAAUACACACCCAUACUCACACUUUGUCUUGCUCCUCUGUUUUUUUAUCUAUGUCUCUUUCUCUUAUUUCUUUAA
Acanthosepion pharaonis is the source of this 651-nucleotide messenger RNA. Lineage: Eukaryota; Metazoa; Mollusca; Cephalopoda; Sepiida; Sepiidae. The record is from the annotation of a GenBank genome assembly.